Molecule: messenger RNA, 2254 nt
Organism: Syngnathoides biaculeatus (alligator pipefish)
Lineage: Eukaryota; Metazoa; Chordata; Actinopteri; Syngnathiformes; Syngnathidae
Gene: prss23
Product: serine protease 23
Exons: 2
Coding region: 161-1252 (363 amino acids)
Biological process (GO): proteolysis
Molecular function (GO): serine-type endopeptidase activity
Source: RefSeq, a predicted model, not a curated record
CGGCUGCCUUCCUGCCGGGGAUGUUGCAGGAGCGCCCGGGGAGAGAUCACAUCACCUGGGAAUAAAAUAAUAAUCAUAAUAACAAUAAAGAAAGAAGUCCCGUCAUGGAUUCCAACACGGACGGCACUGCGUCAUAAAGUGUUGUUGGAGCAGCAGCACCAUGUAUGAGCGCAAGAGCUCCCCCUUACCAGCGCCUGUUCUCCUCCUGCCUUUCCUUUUCCUGUCAUCCUGCCUGGAGUCUCCCCACCGCCCCCAGGUCCCCACCCUGGUCCCUCACCGGCCAACCCCUCUGGUGCGCUCCCGCUUCAGCGCCCACCCUCAUCUGGCCCUGACGACGCACUGCAACUCCAGCUGCUUCCACAGAGGAGACGGCCGCCAGGACGCCGACAACUUGGCCUUCGAGACCCUCUACUGGGAUGGCUCUCGCACGCUGACCACAGUGGACGUGGAGGGGGCCGGUCCCGUGAGGACGGGACCCCGACGUAGGCGUGUGAGGCGUCAGAUCUACGGCGCCGACGGUCGCUUCAACAUCCAGGGCAACAAGUUCUUGCUGGACUAUCCGUUCUCUGCGGCCGUACACAUCUCCACAGGUUGCACCGGCGUCCUGGUUUCUCGCUGGCACGUCCUGACCGCCGCUCAUUGCCUCCACGACGGCAAAGAUUACGUUAAGGGGGCGCGCAAGCUACGGGUGGGAUUCCUCAUCCCGCCGUCAGUCAAUGCAACUGGAAUUCAACCUUCGUCCGGGAAGAAACCGAUGGUGCGCUGGGUGCGGGUGAGGCGUACCCGGGUACCCAAGGGAUGGAUCCAGGGCCCCCAGGAGCUCAGCAUGGACUUCGACUACGCCCUUCUGGAGCUGCGCUGGCCCCACCGCCGGGCCUUCAUGCGCCUGGCUGUCGCGCCUUCCCUGGAGGGGUUGGCGGGCCGACGGAUCCACUUCUCGGGUUUUGACAGCGACCGACCCGGAGAGCUGGUCUACCGCUUCUGCCCUGUAGAAGAAGAGUCCAGCGACCUGAUCUACCAGCACUGCGACGCCCGGCCCGGGGCCAGCGGGUCGGGGGUGUACGGCCGCGUGUGGGACAACUCCUUGGAACGCUGGGAGAGGAAAGUCAUCGGGAUCUUUUCGGGACACCAGUGGCUGGAGGUGGACGGCGAGAACCGCGACUACAACGUGGCCGUCCGCAUCACUCCGCUCAAGUUUGCGCAGAUUUGCUACUGGCUGCACGGAAAUCGUGUGGACUGUUCGGAGGACUGAGGCCUUCGACUGGAAGGAAGCCUUUUCUCAUGAAUUAACACUCGUAGGUAGCCAACACCACCAGAGGGAAACAUAUUCCCAUUUUUUGCCCACACACGACGAUAAGAAAUCAGCAUGUUUGUGCCAAUUACUCUUCUAGUGUAUUGUCGGAAAAUCACUCAGUGCACCAUGAGUAACAAGUCACUUUGGAGAAUCUUUUACAGACCCCAAACAAUCAUGCGAUUGCCGACUCCGAUCAGAUAAAGACUCAAAUUUGAUGCGAUUAUCACCCCGGUUAAUUGGCCAUCGUUCGAUUUCACCAAACAAGAGACUGACUUAACAUUUCUGAUCAAAAUCACUCUUCACGUACCCCACAGCACUUAAUAUUGGCUCAGGAUUAUCUUUCGGAGACAUCCAGCUAUCCAGCCUUUGGUUAACUUGGCACGAUUUUUGGUACACUUAAUUGCCAAUCACACACUUUACAUCGUAAACAUUUUCGGUUGUUGACCAUGACUGCUUCUGAGGAGGGGGGACUGAUCACCUACCUGUAAUCAUUUGACAUGAAUUUUGAACAUUUACAGACAUUGAUUAGGCUGGGAAAAUGAUCAAUUUACCGAUUUUCAGUUUUUGUAACCACCCACCCCCCAGUUAACCACCACAUCUUUGAAUUUUUCAACUGUGUGGUAUCAGUUCACUUUUUCUUGUGCUUCUAUAGCCAUUUGCAUCGCUUCCGCAGGAAGCAGCUGAAAGUUGUAUUCAUAAAUCUACUACAUCUUUAAGGAUCAGCAGUACAGUAAUGUAUGGGGGGGGUUGAAUCUAAACAGAAUAGAGUUUGACAAUAUUAAUUUAAUUUUUUUGUACAAAUGCCUGAUAUAUUUUAAUAAAGAGAUUUAUAUGACAGCACUGGAAUCGACCGGGUUUGUUUGAAUUCAGUGGUGGUGCUGUGGCGCCCUCGUGUGGUAAUGACCUGGACUGCAACUUAUAAACUGAAUUGAAAAAACUGGAAGUGAUUGCAAUGGAUUU